AUUCUCCUCUCAGCAUCCUCCUGUGCCGCUGCCAGCCCGGGGCCCUCAGCACACACCGAGCCGGGCCCCCCGACCCCUCACAGCCGUACACUGCCCCCCACCACUCAGCCUCCUGGGAGAUUAAGGAAUGAUAUUGUGCCACCAUGAUGGAAGGAUUGAAAAAACGUACCAGGAAGGCAUUUGGAAUACGGAAGAAAGAAAAGGACACUGAUUCCACGGGAUCACCGGACAGAGACAACAGUAAGAAGGCAAAUGGCGCACCAAAUGGAUUCUAUGCAGAGAUUGACUGGGAGCGAUAUACUUGUCCAGAGUUGGAUGAGGAGGGCUACAGCAUCAGACCUGAUAUGGAACCUGGCUCUACCAAAGGAAAACACUUCUAUUCAUCCAGUGAGUCUGAGGAAGAACAAGAGUCUCGCAAGAAGUUCAAUAUCAGGAUAAAGCCUUUACAGGCCAAGGACAGCCUGAAGAGCGCCGCCACUGUGGACGAGCUGAAAGCCUCUAUAGGAAACAUUGCACUGUCCCCGUCCCCUGUGAGACGUAGCCCGGGCACAAUUAAGAGACAUUUGUCACGUGAAGAGAUAGCAAGGCCGAGGCGCUCAACUCCCACAGCAGAGAUUGCAAGUAAGAAAGCUCCGACUGAAUUAUUUGGCCCUCCCCUGGAGUCCGCCUACGAGGAUCCAAAAUCUGAAGUUUCCCUAGACCAGUCUGAAAUAUGGGGAGCCUCUCAAAUCAGCGCUGCCACUGCAGAAUCUCCAAAGCUGACAAGACCAUUCCCAACUGGAACACCUCCACCUAUUCCACCCAAAAAUAUUCCAGCCACCCCACCAAGGACUGCUUCACCACUACCAGCUGGGAUAGUUCAAGGACUAGCUGUAAGAGGAGAGCAGAAGGAAACAGUCAGCACAGAGGAGCGACCUGCGUCUAUCAGUGACUUGGACAGUAUUUUCGGCCCUGUUUUAUCCCCCAAGUCUGUUGCUGUCCAUUCCGAAGACAAAUGGAUCAGAUUUCACGACCAUUCACCAGAAAAGAUUUGCUCUGCUUCUCCACCACUUCCUGCGUCCCCGCGUCCACCUCCGUCCCCUCUUCCUCCUCCUUCCCCUCUUCCUCCUCGUUCUCCCCUUCCUCCCCCUCUUUCUCCUCCUCCCCCUCGUUCUCCCCCUCCUCCGCCUUCUCCUCCCCCUCCUCGUUCACCUCCUCCUCCUCUUCUAUCUUCCCCACCUCCUCCUUUUUCUUCCCCUCCCCCUAUUUCUCCUGCUCUCGCUCCUUCUCCAUCUCCUCCUCCUUCUCCACCUCCUCCUUCUUCUCCACCUCCGCCUCCUUCUCCACCUCCCCCUCUUUCUGCAACAAUUGUCGAAUCUCCACCUCCUAAAGAAACAAACAGCCCCUGUGAAUCGCUGCCCCCUGUGGAAAUGUGUCGAAAUAUACCCUCACCACUCAACCUGGAAGAGGUCCACAAAAAAAUAGCAGAACACUCAUUCAUUAAAGACGAUCUACCAGAGACCGCGGCCUCUCCUAAAGAUUUUGCCCUUGGUCAAAGAGCUACACCACCACCACCUCCACCGCCUACAUACAGGGCUGUUGUGUCUUCUCCAGGACCCAGUGGGGCAGGAAGUGCAAGUGGAACAUCGUCUCCUGCUCGCCCUGCAACUCCUCUUGCCGUCUGCAGUACGACCCCUCCACCACCUCCUCCCCGUCCACCAUCUCGGCCUAAAGUCCCUCCUGGAAAACCUGCAGUAACAGAUUCUCGGCCAUUCAGUCCACCUGUCCACUCGUCCAGCCCACCUCCCAUCGCCCCCUUGGCCCGAGCCGAGAGCACUUCCUCCAUUUCUUCAGCAACGUCCCUAAGUGCAGCCACCACACCGACAGUCGAAGGCGAUGCAUUUGCUGACAAACGGCCCCCGUUUGACAGACGAGACACACCUGCAGAGAAUGAACAGCCUUCCCUCAUUUGGUUUGACCGAGGAAAAUUUUAUUUGACUUUUGAAGGAUCUUCUAGAGGACCAAGCCCCCUAACCAUGGGGGCCCAGGACACCCUGCCGGUGGCAGCCGCCUUCACGGAGACGGUCAACGCUUACUUCAAAGGGGCCGACACCAAUAAGUUAAUAGUAAAAAUCACCGGAGAAAUGGUCCUGUCGUUCCCAGCCGGAAUCACCCGUCAUUUCUCAAACAACCCAGCACCAGCCGCACUGACUUUCCGUAUCACAAACUACAGCCGGUUAGAACAUGUUCUGCCAAACCCACAGCUCCUCUGUUGCGACAACACGCAGUCCACUCCUAACGCAAAAGAAUUCUGGGUCAACAUGCCAAACUUGAUGACGCAUCUGAAGAAAGUCUCAGAACAGAAGCCACAGGCAACAUAUUAUAAUGUAGACAUGUUGAAAUAUCAGGUGUCCUCCCAGGGGCUCCAAUCUACUCCACUAAAUCUUGCUGUAAACUGGAGGUGUGACCCAACCAGCACAGAUCUCCGGAUAGACUACCAGUACAACCCGGACUCCAUGGCCUCACCAGUAGCCCUAAACAAUGUCCAGUUUGUUAUCCCUAUAGAUGGUGGCGUAAAGAAGCUCCAGGCAGUGCUGCCCGCUGCUGUAUGGAAUGCAGAACAACAGAGGAUAUUAUGGAAAAUCCCUGAUAUUUCCCAGAAAUCAGAAAAUGGAGGUGUUGGCUCUUUGCUUGCGAGGUUCCUGCUGUCUGAAGGUCCCAGUAAACCAGCGCCAUUAGCCGUACAAUUCACUAGUGAAGGAAGCACUUUGUCCGGAUGCGACAUCGAGCUCGUAGGAGGAGGAUACAGGUUCUCACUUGUGAAAAAGAGGUUUGCAGCAGGAAAGUACCUGGCGGACGUCUAAUGGAGGAUUACGCCCCGAGGAGCAAUGUUCCUACAGGUUGUGAUUUUAAAGCUCAUGAACUCUACUCGGAGCCUGGGAAAUUUCUGCUGGAAGUUGCGUCAACUUCUGUCCGAGCGUUUUCCACAGAAACCUUGGUGUUGCCCCGUCCUGCAGUAUUUAUAUCUAGGUGUAACAUUGUCGAUGGUUUUAAAAAAUGUAAUUAUCGUAUUUGUAAAUUGUACUUAAUUCAGUAAGGCUGUAUUUUGGCAGUUAGACUCUCGUUUCAACAUUUUACCAUUGAUAAAUGGAUGUAAUUUAAGUAAUUAUAUAAAUAUAUAUAUAAAUAUAUAAAGAAAGAAACAAUGGGGUAGUACCGUUGAAUGGCCCACAGCUUAUAAGAUUUUUUUUUUUUUUUUUGUGUAUAUAUGUAAAACAGUGGGCUGCAACCAGUGGGUCAUCUAGCUGUUGUGGAACUACAACUCCCAGCAUGACAUUAUCAUUCCGUAAUAGAGGGGGGGGGGCCACAGGUUUCAGCCGUCUGAUAUAGAGUCAAAUGUAUAAUAUCAGUAGCUUAUAAUAGGGGGUGCCUAAGGUCUGAACAAAUGUCUUGAAUUCCUUGUCUAUGCACAUGACAACAAUCUCCAAACAUGCAAACCAUUCGGACAUUGACAUGAUGCAUGAUGACGUCAGAAGGGUGUCACAGGGUUAAAAUAAAAAAUCUAAUUGAAAAAAACCCACACGGAACAAGGUUGUCAAAUAAAUCAAUAAAGCUUUCGAAU
This is a messenger RNA of Hyla sarda, 3601 nucleotides long. RefSeq names its product SH3GL interacting endocytic adaptor 1 (gene SGIP1). Gene Ontology annotation, cellular component: clathrin-coated vesicle; cytoplasm; clathrin-coated pit. The transcript has 24 exons. Bases 144 to 2843 code for a protein of 899 amino acids. Lineage: Eukaryota; Metazoa; Chordata; Amphibia; Anura; Hylidae. The record is from RefSeq and is a predicted model, not a curated record. Gene Ontology annotation, biological process: clathrin-dependent endocytosis; clathrin coat assembly; synaptic vesicle endocytosis.